CAUGUAGAUCUUGCCAUGGAUAGAAAACAAGUGCCUGUACAUCACCCUGAUAAAGUGCUGCUGUGCAUUAUGGCAGCUCCACCUAGUGGUCAAUACCCUUCUAUGAUAUCUCAAUCAUCAGUACCACCAUUUAGUUCAUCACAGCAAACACCAACACAUCAGCCACCACAACAGAUUGUCUCCCCUACCAGAGAAAUUAAUGCAAUCAAUCUCUGUAAGAAAGGUCAAGAAUGUGUUCAAGAUGUUGUACAGAAAGCUGGAGAAAUAUUCAAACUUCUUCAAUUAAAGUCUUUACCACUUCCCAAUGGUGUAACUAUCAAUGCACAGAUGCAUCAGGAGAAGAGAGCCAAACUUGAGGAAGGAAUACAACAGCUACAGCAAAACUUUAUGAAGCUUCGGUUAAUGUAUGAUAAGGCCAAUGAAAUUACAGGUCCUGAUGAACCACCUGAAGAGUCAUUAGUGCCAAUAAUUGGCGAACCAUUUGAAGACAGACUGUCACCCAAUUCAGAACAAGCUUUCUACAGAUCAAGAUUCUAUUCAGAAGAGAAUAGAGACCAAGCAGAGCAAUUAAAGAUGAAGAAUAAACAGCUGAAGGACAUUAUUGACCAAAUGAGAACAGUUAUAUGGGAAAUAAAUACAAUGAUGAUUAUGAGGAAAACUUGAAAAUUUUCUGCAAAUUGUGUAAAUGGUUCAAUUUCAGUACUUGAUAGAUACCACAGCAUUGUCUAUAUCAUUGUAUUUACAUUGUGGUACCUGCUUUCAAAAGAAGGGACAAUCUGGAAGUCAGAUGAGAAUUAAUAAAUACAAUGUACUAUA
Messenger RNA from Mytilus trossulus (common blue mussel), 816 nucleotides. RefSeq names its product mediator of RNA polymerase II transcription subunit 30-like. Gene Ontology annotation, biological process: positive regulation of DNA-templated transcription. The record is from RefSeq and is a predicted model, not a curated record. Gene Ontology annotation, cellular component: mediator complex. Gene Ontology annotation, molecular function: transcription coregulator activity. Bases 16 to 663 code for a protein of 215 amino acids. Lineage: Eukaryota; Metazoa; Mollusca; Bivalvia; Mytilida; Mytilidae. The transcript is spliced from 5 exons.